UGAUCUCCUCGUAACAACUGCCUUAUUUAAAAUCACGAUGGCAGUGACUGACCUUAAAAUAUAUACGUUCCACGCGAUUUUGUGAAAUUUCUCGUCUAAUAAUAGAUAAAGAAUGUCGAUAAUAUGUUAAUUUUUUCUAUGCCUUCACUACUAUUGAACUAUUGAACAUGAGUAAAAGCGGUGGACUCCUGAAUAUAUACAGGGCGUUCGAGAAAAGACAUAUGGUUCUGAAUCAAUCACUGCGAUCAGGAGUUUUGAUUGGUUCAGGCGAUUUCAUAUCUCAGACAUGCAUUGAGAAAAAAAAACUCGGUGAUGUUGACUUUGGCAGGACUUGUAGAGUUUUUGCAGUAGGUGCAAUGUUGGUGGGUCCCCAUGUAUCCGGCUGGUACAUCAUCCUCUCGAAGAUGUUUGGAACAUCCGGACCUGUAAGCGCUUUUCAAAAAAUCGCAGCAGAUCAAUUGAUGUUCGCUCCAUACAUCUUAGCAGUUACCAUGGCUGGCAUCAACACUUUGGAAGGCCACGGUUGGGAGUUCACUAAAGAACAAAUGAACUUGAAGUACACAGACAUUCUGUUGACCGGUUAUAAACUUUGGCCGGCAGUGCAGCUGAUAAAUUUCAACUUCGUUCCUGUAAAGUAUCAAGUUUUGGUUGUUCAGUGUGUGGGUGUCAUGUGGAAUACGUUUUUGUGUUGGAAAGCCCACCAAGGAGUGAACAAAAUAUAAUGUAUUUAUAUAUUUAUUCAUUAGAAAAAUGUUGGCUGAUUGCAUUUCGGGUGUUUAACCUAUGUUUUUGCACUUCAUAAGAAAAUAAACAGAUUUUAUCUUCAAAAUAA
This is a messenger RNA of Leptinotarsa decemlineata (Colorado potato beetle), 832 nucleotides long. RefSeq names its product mitochondrial inner membrane protein Mpv17. Gene Ontology annotation, cellular component: cytoplasm; membrane; mitochondrion. Gene Ontology annotation, molecular function: channel activity. The record is from RefSeq and is a predicted model, not a curated record. Gene Ontology annotation, biological process: regulation of mitochondrial DNA metabolic process. Lineage: Eukaryota; Metazoa; Arthropoda; Insecta; Coleoptera; Chrysomelidae.